AUGGCUCAGUUGGAUUCAGCUCUCGAAGAUCAUACUACUAAAGAAAAUGGUGAAUCAAUCGUUGUUGUAGAUGGACAGAAGCUGAAUGAUAUGAGACGACGACAGUUUUGGUCACUAAACAAUGUUCGUGUCCAUUGGACUGAUCCUUUAUUUCGUAAAAUGUUAUGGAAUAUUCUGUUAUUAUCAUGGUCGUGGAGUCUUGGUGAAGGCAUAUUUUUCAUUCAAAUAAGCACAACUACAGUAGCAGCUACAACUUUUGCCAAUUGGUAUCUAGCAACAGUGCCUAUUGGCACUAUGCUCUGUAUUGGUACUAUUUGGUCCGCAUUUUUACCACGAGCCAUCGCUCGUUUUGGCUAUCGACUGCCAUUCUAUUUCGGUGCACUGAUGGGCAUGAUCGGAACUGGACUUUGCAUUGUGGCAACAUGGUAUAAACACUACUGGUUGUUAAUAGUAGCCGCUGGAUUCAUAGGUGGACAGGUACCGUGUACAUUGUACUACCGUCUAGUAGCAUUACAGUUUUCGAGCAAAGAAUUUGCUCCAAAAGCAAUUGCGAUGGUUGCUGCUGGUGGUUGUCUGUCUGCUGUUUUUGGACCAGAAAUAGCCAAACAUGUAGUAAAUGCACUACCAAAGCCCUACAGCGGUUCUUAUUUAGUUGCAUUGGUUGAAUGUAUGCUAAUUCUAAUUACUAUGAGAAUAAUCCAAUUUCCCGACGUUAAAAAAGCACACAAUACACUAGUAUCCAGUUCUUUAUCAAUGAUCGCGGACAGCAAUCCUACUAAAACUGGUCGUUCAAUAUUUACGAUAGCUAGCCAACGAACAUUUCUAAUCGCUGCUCUUGGUGGUUUUGUUUCAUGGUCAGCAAUGGCCAUUCAAAUGUCUGCUACACCAGUGGCAAUGACUGGUGCUGGACACAAAUUUGUUCAAGUGACAGCAGCUGUUCAAUACCAUCUAUUGGGUAUGUUUGCACCAUCAUUUUUUACUGGAACUCUAUGUAAUUGGUUUGGAAGUCGGCUGGUGAUGUUAACUGGCUUUUUGAUUGAAUUGACGGGGACACUAUUAUUUCAACGUGGCUUUGAAGUUGGACAUUUUAAUUUGGGUUUGAUUAUUGUUGGUGUUGGCUGGAAUUUGGGCUAUGUUGGAGCAUCAGUAUUGUUAACGAAAUCCUAUCGACCAGAAGAAAAAAUCAAAACACAUACAUUGUUUGAAGUAAUAGUGAUGAUUAGUAUAUCAAUAUCAUUCUUUUCAUCGGCAUUUGUAGAACAAUUUAUAGGAUGGAUGCUUUUAACUGGAAGAUUGGUUACCAUCUAUCUAUAUGCAGCGAUCUUGAUAUUGGUCAUAGAUACAACAUUCGUAUUUUAUAAAACUAAAAGCAUAAGAACAGAAAUAACAACUAAUGACAAAGAAGUAGAAAUUCCAGUAUUAACUAUAGAAGCAGCAUAA
Molecule: messenger RNA, 1440 nt
Organism: Rotaria sp. Silwood1
Lineage: Eukaryota; Metazoa; Rotifera; Eurotatoria; Philodinida; Philodinidae
Source: the annotation of a GenBank genome assembly